UUUGAUCAUCACUUGAUCAUUUCUUUAGCGGUAUUGGCUUCCGGUUUGGUUUGCUAGGGAACCAGGUAGAAGUAAAGAACAGUGUAAAAAAGUUUGAUGAUGAAGAUUUUGUAUAGAUAAAGCUCAUUUUUUAACUCUCUGGGUAUCUUCCGUUUUCUUUAAUGACCUGAAAAUUGGCUGGAGUUAUGCUGCAAAGUAUGCCUUUUUUUUCAAUUAAUGAUGAAUGGAUAGUAAUCUGAUUAUUCUCUCUCUUUCCCUUUUGUUUUGUUGAUUCAAUUGUUUUGCAGUGAAUAAAGUUCAGUUCUCUUUGCGCGUGUCCUGUUUACUUCUCCAAUCCUCCAUGCUGAACCCCCCCCCCCAUUUUAUUUGAUUCCAAGUUGACCUAUUUAUUCAAUAAUGUACCAAAUCUUUACCUAAAUGGACGUUAAGCUGUGGCACGAUAAAUGCGAGAGGGAAAUGUAUGUAUUUUUCAUGGAGCUAUAUGCCACUCCCGAAGUAACAGAGGAGCUUGAGAAAGCUUAUGUGAGGGAUGCUAUUUUCUCAUCAUCUGAAUACGCAACUGAGUGCCUAAAGCUUAUCGCCCAUUUUGAAACCUCAGCUUCUACGCUCAAAGGCACUAUCCCUAGCAUUCAUUGCUUUGCAUAUACAUCUAAAAUGGACUGCCCAUGUGCUAUAAAUCAUCUGGUCACCUAUGGGGUGGUCGUCAUUGUAGAUUCUCGAGCUUCUGCCGCUUCAUCUGCUUUUACCUCUACUCCAGUUCUGCUACCUGAUUUCUAAGGGAAGAAAAAGAUGACGCCGACUGGGUUCAUGGUUGUCGAAGAUGGAGGCAAUAGAAGAGCUUGGCAGCUCCUUGACUUGAAAUCUUCAUAUAAUUCAUCCAUGUUAGCUUUGCCUAUUCCUGGUACUUGGAAGCGAUCCAAUACACAGUUUUUUUUUCUUUUGGUUUAGCUCUAUGCUCACUGAUAAUUCCCAGUGAUAUCGUAAUGGAUUAUUAAGCUGAUAACAGCGUAUACAUCUUGGCAAUGAUCUGAUUUUUAAGUUAAA
This is a messenger RNA of Hibiscus syriacus, 1044 nucleotides long. RefSeq names its product vacuolar protein sorting-associated protein 28 homolog 1-like. Gene Ontology annotation, molecular function: protein-containing complex binding. The transcript has a single exon. The coding region runs from base 418 to 777 and encodes 119 amino acids. Gene Ontology annotation, cellular component: ESCRT I complex. Lineage: Eukaryota; Viridiplantae; Streptophyta; Magnoliopsida; Malvales; Malvaceae. The record is from RefSeq and is a predicted model, not a curated record. Gene Ontology annotation, biological process: protein transport to vacuole involved in ubiquitin-dependent protein catabolic process via the multivesicular body sorting pathway.